AUGUCGACUGUGCCUAAUCUAGUAUUUGGCGGAGCAACCAUUGUAGCCGAGGAGGGAAGUUUUAGUACCCCUGAAGAGGUGUCGGGGUUACUUCAAGUGCUGGAAGAAGCCGGCAUUCGUCAACUUGACACUGCACAGUCAUACGGUGCUGGUACCAGUGAGGCCCUUCUCGGUCAAGCUAUUGGCGCAUUUCAAUUUUCUGUCGACACCAAACACGUUGGGGGAUGGGUUCCCGGAAGCUCAUCCCGCGAGGAGGUCUUCCAAAGAGCAUGUGAUAGUUUGAAACGACUUGGUGUCGAGAAAAUAAAUAAUUUUUAUUUACAUGCACCCGACCCAGAUGUUCCUAUCGAAGACACUCUUGCUGGGGUGGAUGAUCUCUAUCGUGCUGGAAAGUUCCAAAAAUUUGGGUUGUCCAAUUUCAAUGCUGAAGAGAUCAAAGAAGUCAUUCGGAUAGCGAGGGAAAGAAAGUAUGUGCUACCUUCAAUCUAUCAAGGAAACUACAGCGCAAUCGCUCGACAAAUCGAAAAGGACAUCUUGCCGAUUCUGCGCGAACAUAAUAUUGCAUUCUAUGCAUAUAGUCCCAUAGCUGGCGGAUUCCUCACCAAAACCACGCAACAGUUGACUUCUGGGACGAAAGGGGAGGGUCGAUGGAAUCCGCUGUCCAAAAUGGGACAAUUCUAUCAUAUGCUUUAUGGAAAGCCCGUGUUUUUUGAGGCACUGGACGAAUGGAACAAGAUCUCAGAGGAAUUUGGAAUCCCAAGAGCUGCUCUCGCAUAUCGAUGGGUCGCUUUUCAUUCUGGACUUGACGCGCGACUUGGGGAUGCGCUUGUGAUCGGAGCGAGCACUACAAACCAGGCCAAACAGACUGUUGCUGCUCUUAAUGAUGGUCCUCUUCCCGAGGCUGUAGCAAAACAGAUUUCGAACUUCUGGGAGUUGGUGAAGAAUGACGCGGUUGCGAAUAACUUUGAUGUGAUGAGAUCCACUUAG
Penicillium macrosclerotiorum is the source of this 987-nucleotide messenger RNA. RefSeq names its product aldo/keto reductase family protein. Bases 1 to 987 code for a protein of 328 amino acids. Gene Ontology annotation, cellular component: cytosol. The transcript has 2 exons. The record is from RefSeq and is a predicted model, not a curated record. Lineage: Eukaryota; Fungi; Ascomycota; Eurotiomycetes; Eurotiales; Aspergillaceae.